GUUACAAAAGAUAAUAAUAGAUAUUUGUAAUCGAUAACUUGCAAAGUGAUUGCAUUGGUUUCAACGAAAGCAGAAAUGGAGGCUCUAUUGUGUAGGAAAUUGGGUGAUCCAACAUUGGAUAAUUCAUCGAUCGAGGUGAGUAAAAGUGUGCCAAUUCCAGAAUUGAAGUCUCCAACAGAUGUUAGAAUCAAAGUGAAAGCCUGCAGCUUGAAUUACGCAAAUUACCUCCAAAUUUUGGGUAAAUAUCAGGAGAAAUAUCCCUUGCCUUUCAUCCCUGGAUCUGAUUAUUCUGGGAUUGUGGAAGCAGUGGGUUCCAAUGUUUCCAAUUUCAAAGUGGGAGAUCCUGUUUGUUCCGUUGCAAAUGUUGGUUCUUUUGCCCAGUACAUCGUUGCUGAUCAGUCUGAAUUGUUUCUAGUGCCCAAGGACUGUGACUUGCUGGCUGCUGGAGCUCUACCUGUUGCUUUUGGAACUUCACAUGUAGCCCUCGUUCAUAGGGCUCAGCUGACCUCUAAACAGGUCUUGCUAGUUCUUGGUGCCGCUGGAGGUGUUGGCUUUUCUGCUGUACAAAUUGGCAAGGUUCUUGGGGCCACUGUUAUUGCCGUUGCUAGGGGAGCUGAAAAGAACAAAUUUUUGAAGUCACUGGGCGCUGAUUAUGUUGUAGACUUGAUCUAUGAGAAUGUCAUUGAAAGUGUCAAAAAGUUCCUCAAGUCAAGGAAUCUGAAAGGGGUUGAUGUUCUUUAUGAUCCUGUUGGAGGGAAGCUUACUAAAGAUUGCAUGAAGCUUUUGAAUUGGGGCGCUCAAAUCUUGAUAAUUGGCUUUGCAAGUGGGGACAUCCCUGUCAUCCCUGCUAAUAUUGCUCUUGUGAAGAACUGGACAAUACAUGGUCUUUACUGGGGUAGCUACAGAAUACAUCAACCUGGUGUUCUUGAAGACAGUCUUAAGGAGUUACUGUCAUGGAUGUCUAGGGACUUGAUAACUGUCCACAUUUCUCGUGCUUACAGCCUUUCAGAGGCCAGGCUUGCGUUUUCUGCCAUUAAAGAUAGGAAAGCAGUCGGGAAAGUGAUGUUUACAUUGGAUGACUUGAAUGGUGUAAGGUCUAAGCUUUAAGAUGAUCAGAACACAGCUGGAGUGCUAUGGAGAAUGUUUCAUUUGCUUGUGUAAAUUGUUCGAAUCCCGUCAGCUAUACCAGAUACAGUGCAUUGCGGUUAUUAUUCAUAAAUAGUUUGAAGCAUAAUGAUGCAAGUCGCUGGUAAACAAGGGUAUUAUAAAUAAAUUUAUCCGAUGCAGUUGAUGUUAAAUAAUGGAAACCAAGAAUUAUAAUGA
Molecule: messenger RNA, 1323 nt
Organism: Mangifera indica (mango)
Lineage: Eukaryota; Viridiplantae; Streptophyta; Magnoliopsida; Sapindales; Anacardiaceae
Product: quinone oxidoreductase-like protein 2 homolog
Exons: 6
Coding region: 76-1107 (343 amino acids)
Molecular function (GO): oxidoreductase activity
Source: RefSeq, a predicted model, not a curated record